Molecule: messenger RNA, 591 nt
Organism: Stylonychia lemnae
Lineage: Eukaryota; Ciliophora; Spirotrichea; Sporadotrichida; Oxytrichidae
Source: the annotation of a GenBank genome assembly
AUGAAUUAAAAGGUUGAUUAUCUCUUCCCUGGAGAAGAAUACAGACCAAAGCAACCUGAUUGGGACAAGGUUAAGAACUAUGUCAACGUUGAGUAAAUUUUUAAACCCCUUAUUCCUUAUUUAGCCCUACUGGAUCCACCUACACCAAGACAGUAAAUUACUAUGGAUGAUGUAACAGACUUCCCUGAUUAAGAAAUUGUCUAAUUAGGUGAAUCUCGUCCAUAUGAAGAAGGUAGAUACAGACCACCUUCCAUGCCCACCUAUGCAGGUAUUUAUCCAUCUCACAUCUACUUGCAUCGUGGAAAAUAAUACGAUUGGUGCUCAUGCGGUCACUCAUAAAUUAAUCCAUGGUGUGAUGGUCAGUGCAAGUGGAUCCUCACUAGAUGCAGACCAGUUUCCUUCAACGUAGCUGAGUCUGGUUACUUCAAACUUUGCAAUUGCAAGCUCUCAUCUAACGCUCCCUUCUGUAAUGGAACUCAUUAACACAUGCUUAAGUGGGUAAACAAACAUCACAGAGGUUUUUGGGGUCUAUGGGGAGUCAUCUCUUUCUGGGGAUGCUUUGGCUACUGGGCCUUCACUUUCUACAAGUGA